Messenger RNA from Monopterus albus (swamp eel), 6219 nucleotides. RefSeq names its product LIM and calponin homology domains-containing protein 1-like. The transcript has 19 exons. Lineage: Eukaryota; Metazoa; Chordata; Actinopteri; Synbranchiformes; Synbranchidae. The record is from RefSeq and is a predicted model, not a curated record. Gene Ontology annotation, molecular function: myosin II head/neck binding. Gene Ontology annotation, biological process: positive regulation of stress fiber assembly; regulation of focal adhesion assembly. Gene Ontology annotation, cellular component: stress fiber. Bases 1482 to 4892 code for a protein of 1136 amino acids.
CCAACACAUUAUUAAAAUAAAUAUGUGCCAGGAUUUUGUUUGUAAAGUAAAUUCUAAAGUGUUGCAGUGGAAAACAAAAUCUGAGCAGUAAGAAAAGGUAAAACACACACAUGGACACUUUCAUCAUCCCUAAGCUUUCCCUGACUUUAUACACCAUUCCCCAGUUGCUCCACUGUGGAACAGAGCAGAACAAUUGGACCCCACCAGAAAACUCCAAAAACUGUCACUUGGGCACCUGAAAACAAUGGUGAAAAAUUAAAACAGGAAGAGAAGAAGGUAACCCAGGAAGUGCUGGAGCAGAGAAGGCUGCAGAAAUUGGAGAAGGCAGGGAUUAAAGUUCUUCCUGCUGCCGUUCGCUACAGCAGGUCAGGGAGGACAGGCAUGAGUUCUGCUGCUGUCGUGGUUGGACAGUUUUGGUUGUGCUGACUAACAAGAAGUUGUGAUUGUAACUAUGUUUUUUUUCCUGAUGUGAUUGAUUCACACUGGUGCUAUACUGUAGAUUAUGUUUGGUUUCAGCAGUCUGGCUACUUGGUGAUGAUUUUUGUAUAUCACUGUUCUGUGGAGAGCCUGAUUGACUGUUUGCUCAUUAUCGCUGUUAUGGGAGAGGUUGAUUUAAAUCAUGUCUGUUGUUAACAGUGCAGUGGACGUUUCAAUGGAUGGGUUUGCGACCUGUUUGAGUGACUGUGUUUGGGUUGGUUGACUGCAGACUUUGACUAACUUACAAGACCUUCUAAUAAUUUCUGUGGGCACACGCUAAAGUCCGAAUUUUGCACGUCACGACCUCUGCUCACAGCAUGGCAUGAUGGAUUUUUAAUUAUCUCUGAAAUGACCGUGCUAUGCUGUGCUAUGUCCAACCCCAGCCCUCCCAAAAUGGAGGAACAGGAAGUGAGAGCACAAUCUCCAAACAUUAUCCUUCGUCAUGAUAAUGAGUUUUUGAGCUCUAAGAAGUCUGCCUGGGAUUCCUCCUCUGAUGGAGAGGAAGAAGCACAAGUGCGGAAAGUUCCAGAUGUUCGUAGAGAUGACUUGGCAUCCAGGCGAGCUCAUCGUGGCCCCGUUGCUCCCAAAGUGCAUCAAUUUGUACCUCCACCUGUAUGUAGCAACAAAGAUCGAGAACGCUGGGAAGGUAUUAGACGAGCCUCACAGCAAACACUACAAGAGAAAGAGAUCAGGUCAGCCAUGUGUAUGUUUGUGUUUAUCGCUGUUGUUCUUGCAUUUCCUCUAACUUUUAAAAUGUCUUUCCCAUUUUCCUGUUCUUUCUUUCUUUGGAUGUUGUGAUCACUUGGGGUUUGAUGUGUGUGCUCCAUUUUGGUUUGCAAUGUGUGUCGUGUGAUGGCACUGUACUGGCUCUGUGACUGGACAGUGAGAAGGAAGCAGUCCCUGACAUCAUUACACGCAGAGACAACCCCUUCUUAAAAUCUGCCUCUUGCCACCAGAAAGAGGACGAUGAGGAGAAAGAGGGAGAGGAGGGAAAGGUUAAGGUGAUGCCUAACAAACACAAGGAUGACCUGGCUCGCAGGCGGGCUCAGACUAGGCCCAUCCUUCACAGGGAUGGACCCAUGAGCUUUAUUUCUGCCUCCAUGAGUCAGGCAGAUGUGCAGAAGUGGGAGAGGCUCAAGAUGACUGAACCCAGCCAGGAAGAUAGAGCUGACCUCAAUCAAACUGCCACUCCCAGUGCUCACCUGACACCCCGGAGCCCUGAGGCUGCUAUGACGCUCGCUGAGCUGGAUGCUCGUCUAGCUCAGUAUGAACAGAGAACAACAGAGGAGGAGGAGGACGAGGAGGAGAGGAUCCCAGAUCUUCAGAAAGAUGACAUGAUGGCAAGGAGGACAGGUGUUUUUCAUAAACAAAACACCACUGCUGUGACUUACAACCGUUUCCUGCCUCUGCCCAGCUCCAAGUGCCGCACACAAAUGGAUGACACUACUGAUGCUGCUCCGCAGAACAGAAGGGAGAUGGAGGUAGACAGGAGCAAGAAAUCAAAUGCCAGAGUGGAGCCACAGCAACCCAGACUUCCAAUGGAAACACAGCAACCGCAGCCUGACACAACGGUGAUCCAGUCAACAUUUCAUAGCGAACAUGAAAAUGAUGAUGAGGAGGAGGAGUAUGAACAAAGUGAGCCUGUCCCUGACCUGGACAAGGAUGAUAUGAUGGCUCGCAGGACUGGAGCGUUCCACAAGCCGCUUGCAGCCAGAACAAAUCAGUCCUUCAACCAGUUCCUGCCUGUACCUGGUACAGUAAAAUAUAACAUCAGCCCAGUGUCUGCAAUGAAACAGCUACACAGCAGACCCAAACUCACAGAGAAGAUGGCUAGUGAAAGCAGCAUCAUUACCAUGGCAGUGAAACCUCAUGCCCCACCUUCCCAACCCCCAACCGGCCCCAAGAGUGCAGGACUGACAGAGAGGCAGGAGGAGGAGGAUGGAAAACAAAAGGGAAACAUGAUGUUCCCUUACACCUCUGUCACAGAUGUGAUUGAACCCCUCUCUUCUCCAUCACUCACACCUCCACCCAGUCUCGCUGGUGCUCACAUCUGUAAAUUGGAGGCCAAGCUGGGAAGGCAGAGUGUGAAGCAAAACAUUGAAGAAAGCAUGGAAGAGAGAAAGAGGGAUGUGAAUGAGCAACCAGUAAAGAAACCCUUCUGGCUGACAGAUGAUGAGCUCCCUCCCAUGAUGAUGAGCCGGCGAGUUGCUUUUAUGUCUGAGGACACAGAGAGUGUGAGUAUGGGUGACAUGCUUAACGAGGAAGAGCCGGGGCACUUAACGCCACUCAGCCAGUCACGAUAUGAGCGCAUGCAUGAACAGUACAACAACUUUCGGGAAGAUGAGGACCACUGGCAAGAUGACUUGGCUCGCUGGAAGAAUCGCCGUCGCAGUGCGUCACAGGAGCUGAUCAGGAAAGAGGAAGAGAGGAAGAGGAUAGAGAAAAGGAUGAAGGAGAAGGGGGGUGACGGCAACAAGAGGAAAAGCAUUAAGACCUACAAAGAGAUUGUGGAGGAGAAAGAGCGCAGGGAAGCGGAGUUGUGUGAAGCCUACAGGAAUGCAGCGACUCCAGAAGAGGCAGCCAUGGUUUUACAGCGUUAUGCUCUCCGUUUCACCAUCAGCGAUGCAACACUGGACAGCCUAAAACUGCCUAGAUCCACCUCAAAACCUACAUCAGACCUGAGUCAUGUGGACAGGGAGCACAAACCCUCAUCACCUGUUAAUGAAUCUGAAACAUCAGAACCUCUACGCAAACCAGAACCAGAACCAGCUGUUACAGCAGUUCAGAGGCACACAAAACCUGAAGACGUGGAGACUGAUACAGCAUCAGUUUCUGUCACCACCAGCUCCCCAAUGCAUAACAGUUCCCUCUCCAAAGUGACAAACUCAGAAAAUAUACCACCUCAGUCAUUAGAACUUAACCAACCUCAAUCCAAACCAACAGAGUCUCCAGCUGCAGAUCAGAAACAGCAGAUGACAGGAGAUGCACAGCCUCAAACUCAGUACUCUCCUCAGAUUGUACAACUGCAUCUUCAUGCCACAGAGCUAGGGCAUACACCCCCCUCCUCUUUAUCUCUGCCCUCCAGGACUGUCCCCCUGCUGGCAGCCAAACCCUACUGCCAACCCAGGAACACACUGUCUGGACACAAACCUGUCAAGAUGGAUGGGUUGGUGCGAGUGAAUGGAGAGACAACAGAGGAUUUAUCUGUUCCCACUACACAUGCCCCCCCACAGGGGAUUAAAGAUGUCACCUUCGAACAGACAGAGAAAGACAUUCCCCCUAAGGAGACAAUGAAGAAUGAGGAGACGACAGAGCAGGCGCCCACUCCACAGACCGAUAAAUCGACCCAGUCUUCAGGCUGUGCCAUCAGCUCCCUGAUCGAAGGCCGAAGCUGUAUUAUCACAACAACUAUUGUGACAGAACUCAAACAUGUGGAGCUUCAUCACCCAGAUAGUCAAAGCAAUGGACAGGUUAAUGGUACCUCAGGGAUGUUUGGAAGACCAGCAGAGGGAAAACAGGCUCAGCCGGCCACAUCGCCCAGCAGCAUACAAGAAUACUCUCCCACUGUCACUGAGGGCCUUGAGGAGAGCAGUAUGAAUAUUGAGACCCCCAUGUUGAACUUGGCUAAACGUGUUAAUCACUGGGUCUGGGACCCCAAUGAAGAGCGUAAACGCCUGGAAAGGUGGCAACAGGAGCAGGAGCGCCUCCUACAGGAGCAAUACCACAGAGAACAAGAGAAGCUAAAGAAGGAAUGGGAGAAAGCACAGCUAGAAGUGGAGGAGGAAGAGAGGAAGCACAGCGAAGAGGAGAAAAGGAUUCUAGAGGAGACUGUAACACCCCUCAGCCCCGCUGGCUUGUUGAACCAGGCAGGGACGACCUCCCCGACUCCAGAAAGCAACAAGACAGACAAAAGAAACAUUCCUCUACAGCAAAACAGCCAAAGAAUCUCUAUAGGGAACGAAGAUCAGCAUGCAUCAAAGCUGCAUUUUUUCCAGGAUUUUGCACGUGAUGGCGAGCCAUCAAGGAAACAGGAACUGUGGAAGACGGCCUCUUUAGAUCGCAACCCUCAACUAAACCAGGCGCAUGUUGUUAAGAGAUCUGGAUCGCAUGAUGUUGUAACAGGCAAACAGUCAUCCUCCUCCUCCUCAUCAUCACCACAGCCUCCUUCACCAAGCAGGUGUGUUAGUGGGAAGCGACUAUGUUCUGGUUGUUCGCAACCUCUGGGAAAAGGAGCUGCCAUGAUCAUCGACACACUGGGACUAUUUUUCCACAUACAGUGUUUCAAGUGUGGAGUGUGUGAUGGCCAGCUUGGUGACGCCACUGCAGGGACUGAUGUAAGGAUUCGUAAUGGACUGCUGAGCUGUCAUGAGUGCUAUUUUGCAUCUCGGGGUAGAGGUCAGCCCACCACGCUAUGAUGACCUGCACUUGAACUAGAGCUGCAUCAUCAUCGUGGCAGCCAGUGAUUGCAUGGAGGACAGUACUAGAACCUUGAGUCGCAUUCUAACCAACAGUCAUCUCUUCAAUGCUUCGGAAUCAUCACUUUUUUCCUAAAAUGCAGCUUUAUAGAUGUUUCUGGGAGCAAAACUGGACUGACAUGUGGACUAAAUGGCACAGCAUCACAUGUACAUACUGUAGUGUAUGUGCUUCUUAACUAUACACACGUAUACACUUCUUUUUAAUAUGUGUAGCAUGGAUGUCAAGAAAUCUUUGCACAAUCAUGACACUAAAGUAAGAAUAUGUUCUGACACAAGCUGAACAUGUUACACUACAAGCUAAAUGUCAGUGUCUCCAAUACUUCAAUUUUAAAAUUGACUCACGAACCCCUGCUUUUGCACCGAUCGUGUGAUCCCACUCUCUAAGUGCGUCGAAAACUGGUUUGGGUUGGAUAGCCUGAAGUAGCUCGACCAUUUUAAUGCCUUACUCAUCAUACCUUAUCAUUCAUUUUGUGUUUUGUGUUUACAGUUUUGCAUGAAAGAAAAACACAUAAAAGUUGUUGUGAACAUUACUCAGAUGGUUCAUGUGAGCUCGACAUAGGCUCUUAUCAUCUAAAUAAUUAAACAUAACUUUCCUCUUGUAUUUUGUACAUCGUGAUAUUUUUGAAUUUUGGGAAAGUUGGCUUAUUUACACAAGCUUUUUUUUCUUUAUAAUUCAUUUUACGAGAAUGAAGAUGCAUGCUAUUAAGUAAUAUUAUUUGUUCUUUGAAUUUUAAAUAUUUUCUUGUUAAGAUGGUUUAACCUCUGUGUAUUCUUAUAGACUGCAUCUGAAUCAGUGCCUUAUAUAAUGAAUGUGAGGGUUAGUGUAUGUGCAGGAGUAUUUCAGGGUCACACAGACCUCUGGGUCUUGGCACAUUGUGUGUGGUGAGUGUGGGCAUGUGUGUAUGAAAUCAUGCAUGUAUAGGUCUGUAUGCAGUGUGUGACUUGACUUGAAGCACAGUUCCAUACCAGCAAAAAAUGUUAAAUGCAUCAACCUCCUCUAGUCACCUGCUGUUUUCUCCUACCCCUUUCCCCUUUCCAUGAGCUAAACCAAUGACACAAACCUAUUUGCUGCUUCACCGUUAAAUAUCUCCCAUAUUAUAUCAGUUCACAAUGUCCUAAAAUCUCCUUGUCUGCCUCUGUUGCAAGUGUUGCCUCCUCAGAGUCAGCUGAACUCUGCUCUCUGUCUCACUGCCUCUAUCUGCACACCUGACAGCAUUCAGUUCAUUGUCUUUUAUGGCAAGUGUAUGUUUAUCAAUUAAAUAUUUUA